AGGGCGAGAUCAGAAAAUCAUAUUCAUCAACAAUAAUCAAAAUGGCGGAUUCUGAGAGGAUUGUAAACGAUCUUAAAAACAGUAAACAAGACGAGGAAGAAGAAGAUCUAUGGUCUGCCAUACUAAAUGACGUCUCAUCGUCUACGUCAAAAAAACUACCAUCAAACAAGUCUAUACUCCUUUUAGGCAACGAUGGCACUGGUAAGACCAGUUUGAUCGUAAAACUACAAACCGGUGCGGCAGAAAUCAAGAAAGGUCAUGCAAUGGAAUACAGCUACAUUGAUAUCUACGAUGAAGAUAGAGACGACAGCACAUGGUUAAAUGUUUGGGUAAUGGAUGGGGAUGCCCGAUAUAAAAAUAUCUUGAAGUUUGCUGUGACAAAGAAGUCUGCUAAAGAUGUAACGGUCAUUCUGAUUGGAGAUAUGUCAAGACCGUGGACAAUAAUGGACAAUUUGAACUCAUGGGUUCAUGUCCUUAGAGAGCAUAUUCAUUCAUUAAACUUAUCUCCAAAGGAAUUGAAUGAAAUGGAAAGCAGAAUAACAAAACAAUUUCAAGAGUAUAUUGACCCAGAGCAAAAUGACGAGAAAAAGAAACUAGGAAGUGAAGAAGAGGACGUCGUUUUACCUCUGGAUCCUGAAAUUUUAACAGACAAUCUUGGUUUUCCCAUAGUUGUUGUUUGUACCAAGACGGAUUCCAUGUUGAGUCUAGAAAAGGAAAGAGAUUUUAAGAACGAACAUUUCGAUUUUAUUCAACAGCAAAUUAGAAGAUUUUGUUUGAAAUAUGGCGCCGGCUUAGUGUAUACCUCUGUGAAAGAGUCCAAAAAUUGUAAUCUGUUGAAACAGUACCUUCUCCAUAAAAUAUACAGCUUCCCAUUUAGAGUUCCAGCUUCAGUACUUGAUAGAGAGUCCAUAUUCAUACCAAGUGGUUGGGACAACAUGUCAAAAAUAUCUAUUCUUAAUGAGCAAAUGACACGGAUCAAUCCGGAAGACGCCUUCGAGGACCAUAUAAAAAAGCCAGAAUACAGACGUCCGAUCCAAGAUAAAGAAUUGGAAUGCGAAGACGAACAAUCUUUCCUGGAAAAGCAACAGCAAGCAUUACUCAAAAAUCCACCACCGCCAGGGCUGUCGCGCCCGCCAGGAAUGACGGACAUUACCAAAUCCAGAAUAUCUGCUUCUCCUGCUGCAAGUCGUAUUUCACCUGGUGGUCGAGCAGCUGCCGGCGUAGGCAGUGCUAUAAAAACAAAGGAUGGUGUGAAAACCGCUGCCCAAGCUCCGGGCGAGGGCGUUCUUGCCAAUUUCUUCAACAGUUUGCUGAGCAAAAAAUCAAACGCGCCAGCCGUUACCAGGCAAGGCGCAAGCGCCGAAUUGGAAAAAAUGACGCGGACGAAAAAAAUGGCAGAGAGCAAUACGCCGGGCGCGGAUAGUUCUUGAGGCUGCUGCCUUGCUAAUAUAUAUAUAUAUAUAUAUAAGGCUAGUGCAUAUCUAUGGAUCGUACGCAUUUUUUCAGGAACAACUAUGGCACGUCCAUAAUUGAGUGAGCUGUUGCCUUCUGCUUGUGCACAUAUGGAGAAGAAUAUGACAUAAAAAAUGUUGUUUGAGAUUGUGAAAUAGCUAAGUAGAAUUUUUCCAUGCAUGUUUAUGGACAUCAACAUUUCACUGUCGUGCUAAUAGUUUUCUCGUCCAGCGGUCGGUUGUACAAAAGGUAAUUGUCGUAGCAGAGUAGACAGCAUAGCUGUAAUAUUGCAAUCGAUGUAUUGAAUAUCUUCAGUAAAAUUAAAAUCUGGAGUGCGGACGGUA
Messenger RNA from Xenia sp. Carnegie-2017, 1796 nucleotides. Its product is annotated as cytoplasmic dynein 1 light intermediate chain 2-like. Gene Ontology annotation, molecular function: dynein heavy chain binding. The record is from RefSeq and is a predicted model, not a curated record. Gene Ontology annotation, cellular component: cytoplasmic dynein complex; centrosome. The transcript has 12 exons. Gene Ontology annotation, biological process: microtubule-based movement; microtubule cytoskeleton organization. Lineage: Eukaryota; Metazoa; Cnidaria; Anthozoa; Malacalcyonacea; Xeniidae. Bases 42 to 1430 code for a protein of 462 amino acids.